AAUGUGUGUGUGCGGCUUCGACUGAGAGAGCGGUGUAAUGAUAAAAGCCGCAUUUGCGGUACCCUCCUCUCACCUCAUAUAAAUCAGGAAAAAACGGAGAAACCGUCUUAUUUCGUUCCUCCUCGAGCCCUAGACUUAUCCACGUCUCGGAGAACAUUGUGAAGCACCAUGUCCAGGCCGUCAGGGGGCGGGUGUUGCCAAUGAUGUCACCCGCUUCCUGUCCACAGGGGCGGUGCCAGGUUCGCCCCACUUCCUCUACCCCCACUGGCCACGUAUUCUCCGCCUCCAGCCAAGCUGAUUGGGCGGCAAAGAGGCUCGUCUGGGUUCCGUCCGAGAAGCACGGCUUUGAGUCUGCCAGUAUCCGUGAGGAGCGAGGGGAUGAGGUGGAGGUGGAGCUAACAGACAGCCAGAGGAAGCUGACCCUGUCCAGGGAGGAGGUCCAGAGGAUGAAUCCUCCCAGGUUCAGUAAGGUGGAGGACAUGGCUGACCUCACCUGUCUCAACGAAGCCUCCGUCCUACACAACCUCAGAGAGAGAUACUACUCUGGCUUGAUAUACACAUACUCGGGCCUGUUCUGUGUGGUGAUCAACCCCUAUAAGAACCUGCCUAUCUACACAGAGUCUAUAGUGGAGAUGUACCGAGGGAAGAAACGCCAUGAGAUGCCCCCUCACAUCUACGCUAUAUCAGAGGCUGCCUACCGCAGCAUGCUACAAGACAGAGAAGAUCAAUCUAUCCUCUGCACCGGCGAGUCUGGCGCAGGGAAGACAGAGAACACUAAGAAAGUCAUCCAGUAUCUGGCUCAUGUGGCCUCAUCCCAUAAGACUGGAACUCUGGGUAGAAACAAGGAGGCCUCACAGAUGGAUGGCAGUAGGUCGUUGCCCCGGGGCAGUUCCAUGGUGAACAGGGGGGAGCUAGAGAGACAGCUGCUACAGGCCAACCCCAUCCUGGAGGCCUUCGGAAAUGCCAAGACUGUCAAGAACGACAACUCCUCCAGAUUUGGCAAAUUCAUCCGUAUUAACUUUGACGUGGCUGGAUACAUUGUCGGUGCCAACAUUGAGACCUACCUGCUGGAGAAGUCGAGGGCGAUCCGCCAGGCCAAAGAUGAAAGGACCUUCCACAUCUUCUACCAACUCAUGUGUGGAGCUUCAGAGGCCACCAGAGCAGACCUUCUCCUUGGUAGUGCUGACCAGUACAGGUUUCUGAGUGGAGGUGCUAUACCUGUUCCAGGCCAGAGUGAUGCUGACAACUUCACCCAGACCAUGGACUCUAUGACCAUCAUGGGAUUCACACCAGAGGAGUCUCUGUCCAUGUUGAAGGUGAUCUCUGCCGUGCUCCAGUUUGGGAACAUCUCGUUCACUAAGGAGAAGAACCAGGACCAGUGCUCCAUGCCAGACGACACGGCUGCCCAGAAACUGAGCCACCUGCUGGGCAUCAGCGUGCUGGAGUUCUCCCGGGCCAUCCUCACCCCCAGGAUCAAAGUAGGACGCGAGUACGUCCAGAAGGCCCAGACCAAAGAACAGGCUGACUUUGCUGUGGAGGCGUUGGCCAAAGCUACAUAUGAGCGUCUGUUCCGUUGGCUGGUCCACAGGAUCAACCGGGCGCUGGACCGCAGACAGAGACAGGGAGCCUCUUUCAUAGGCAUACUGGACAUAGCAGGCUUUGAGAUCUUCCAGUUGAACUCAUUUGAGCAGCUAUGUAUCAACUACACCAAUGAGAAGCUGCAGCAGCUGUUCAACCACACCAUGUUCAUCCUGGAGCAGGAGGAGUACCAGAGGGAGGGCAUCGAGUGGAGCUUCAUCGACUUCGGCCUGGACCUGCAGCCCUGCAUCGACCUCAUCGAGAGACCGGCCCAGCCCCCUGGUGUGCUGGCCCUAUUGGAUGAGGAGUGUUGGUUUCCGCGGGCGACAGAUCGUUCUUUUGUGGAUAAGCUGUCUGCUGAGCAGGGGACACACCCUAAAUUCUUCAAACCUCGACAAAUACGACAAGAGGCCGACUUCGCCAUCAUCCAUUACGCUGGGAAGGUGGACUAUAAGGCAGAUGAUUGGCUGGUGAAGAACAUGGAUCCUCUGAAUGACAACAUAGCGUCUCUCCUCCACCAGUCCUCUGAUCACUUCAUCUCUGAGCUCUGGAGAGAGGAUAUUCAGACUCUUCCUCGAGUAUAUUUCUUUGACUCCUAUGCCACACUGCAGACCAAUGGCUCUGACAUGGAGAGGCCCGUAGGGCUGGACCAGGUGUCCAACGACACCAACAGUGGGCCGGUCAACUUCGGGGCGGGGCUGAAGACUAAGAAGGGGAUGUUCAGGACCGUGGGUCAGCUCUACAAGGAGUCCCUCACCAAGCUGAUGGCAACACUACGCAACACCAACCCAAACUUCCUCCGCUGUAUCAUCCCCAACCACGAGAAGAAGUCUGGUAAGCUGACUCCCCAUCUUGUUCUGGACCAGCUGAGGUGUAAUGGAGUCUUAGAGGGGAUCCGUAUCUGCAGACAGGGCUUCCCCAACCGCAUCCCCUUCCAGGAGUUCAGACAGAGGUAUGAGAUCCUGACUCCUAAUGCUAUCCCUCGUACCUUCAUGGACGGGAAGCAGGCCUGUGAACUCAUGAUCAGUGCGUUGGAGCUGGACCGUAACCUGUUCAGAGUUGGGCAGAGCAAAGUGUUCUUCAGGGCUGGAGUCUUAGGUCACCUGGAGGAGGAGAGAGACCUGAAGAUCACUGACACCAUCAUACGCUUCCAGAGCGCUGCCCGAGGAUUCCUCGCACGCAGGGCCUUCCUGAAGAAGCAGCAGCAGCUGAGUGCUAUGAGAGUGAUGCAGAGGAACUGUGCUGCCUACCUCAAACUCAGGAACUGGCAAUGGUGGAGGCUGUUCACCAAGGUGAAGCCUCUGCUGCAGGUGACUCGUCAGGACGAGGAGAUCCAGGUGCGGGAGUCGGAGCUUAAGAAUGCCAAAGACAACCUGACCAGAGUGGAACAGGACUACACUGAUCUGGACAAGAAACACAUACAGCUGAUGGAGGAGAAGGCGGUGCUGACAGACCAGCUGCAGGCGGAGGCGGAGCUGUUUGCUGAGGCGGAGGAGAUGAGGGCCAGACUGGUCAGCAGGAAGCAGGAGUUGGAGGAAAUCCUGGGGGAGCUGGAGGGACGAUUGGAGGAGGAGGAGGAGAGGGCCGUUCAGAUGACCAAUGAGAAGAAGAAGAUGCAGCAGCACGUGACGGAUCUGGAGGAGCAGUUGGAGGAGGAGGAGUCGGCCAGACAGCGCCUCCAUUUGGAGAAGGUUACCCUGGAGACCAAGGUCAAGAGUCUGGAGACAGAGAUGCUGAGCACUGGAGAACAGAGAGACCGCCUCAGCAAGGAGAAGAAGCACCUGGAGGAGAGGUUGAAUGAGGUGACAGACUCACUGACUGAGGAAGAGGAGAAGACCAAGAGUCUCAACAAACUGAAAAACAAACAGGAAGCAGUCAUUGCUGACCUGGAAGAUCGGUUGAAGCGUGAGGAGCAGGGUCGUCUGGAGCAGGAGAAGUGGAGGAGGAGGAUGGAGGGAGAAGCUGUGGAAGCCCAGGAGCAGCUCUCUGACCUGGGACUACUGUCCGCUGAACUCAGGGGCACCCUGGCUCAGAGAGAGAAAGAUAUCACAACCCUACAGGGGAGGUUGGAGGAGGAGGGUGCACGAAGGACUGAGGCUCAGAGGGCUCUGAGAGAGGCCAUGUCUCAGGUGUCAGAGCUGAAGGAGGAAGUGGAGAAUGAACGAGGGAUGAGAGAGAGGGCAGAGAAACAGAGGAGAGACCUGGGGGAGGAGCUGGAGGCCUUGAGGACAGAGCUGGAAGACACACUGGACACCACGGCGGCCCAGCAGGAACUCAGGUCUCGUAGAGAGGCAGAGCUGGGGGAGCUCCAGAGGUGUGUUGAGGGGGAGACGAGACGUCACGAGGCCCAGCUCUCAGAGCUCAGAGUCAAGCACUGUUCUGCCAUAGACAACCUGCAGGAACAACUGGACAACAGCAAGCGGGCCCGUCAGUCCCUAGAGAAGGCCAAGACUCUAUUAGAGGAUGAGAGGGGGAGCUUGGCCUCAGAGCUGAAGUCCCUGCAGGGGGGCCGCAUGGAGAGUGAGAGGGGCCGCAAGAGGGCAGAGGGCCAACUCCAGGAGCUGACCGCACGCCUCGCACAGGCCGACAGAGAGAGGGAGGAGAGAGAGGAGCGACUGCACAAGCUACAGUCUGAGAUGGAGACCCUCUCUAGUUCUCUCUCCUCCUCUGACUCCAAGUCGCUCCGUCUCAACAAGGAGGUCAGCAGCCUGGAGAGCCAGCUCCACGACGCUCAGGAGCUACUUCAGGAUGAGACUCGUCAGAAGCUGGCUCUGGGCUCCAGGGUGAGAGCUCUGGAGGAGGAGAGGAAUGGACUGAUGGAGAGAGUGGAGGAGGAAGAGGAGAGAGCCAAGGAUCUCUCCAGGCAGAUACAGACUCACACUCAGCAGCUGGCUGAGUUGCGGAGGCAGUCAGAGGAGGUGAAUGGGGCGGUGGAGGCAGGAGAGGAGACGCGCAGGAAACUGCAGAGAGACCUAGACCAGGCCGUCCAGAGAGAACGACAGAAGGAGGAGGAGAAAGAACGCGUGGAGCGUCAGAGGGAGAGGCUGAGGGAGGAGAUAGAGGACAUGACCCUGGCCCUGCAGAGAGAGAGACAGAACUGCACCACCCUGGAGAAGAGGCAGAAGAAGUUUGACCAGUGCCUGUCAGAGGAGAAGGCGGUGAGUGCCCGGCUGGCUGAGGAGAGAGACAGGGCCGAGGCAGACAGUAGAGAGAAGGAGACACGCUCCCUGGCACUGGCACGAGCCCUGCAGGAGGCCCAAGAUCAGAGGGACGAGCUGGAGAGAUCUAACAAGCAGCUCCGCAUAGACAUGGAACAACUAGUCAAUCAACAGGAUGACGUGGGGAAGAAUGUGCAUGAGUUGGAGCGUUCCCGGCGGGCCCUGGAGACGGAGGCAGAGUCCCUGCGCACUCAGACCCAGGAGCUGGAGGAGGAGCUGGGGGAGGCGGAGAACUCCAGGCUGAGGCUCGAGGUCACCCUCCAAGCCCUCAGGGCCCAGUUUGAGAGAGAGAUCAGCACCAAGGAGGAGAAAGGAGAGGAGAAGAGGAGGUCUCUCAACAAACAGGUGAGGGAGUUGGAGACCCAGCUAGAGGAGGAGAGGAGUCAACGCUCUCAGGCCAUGUCCGUCAAGAAGCAGCUGGAGGCGGAGCUACAGGAGGCUGAGGCCCAGGUGGAGACAGCCAAUCGCGGCAGGGAGGAGGGGCUUAGGCAGCUACGGAGACUGCAGGUUCAGAUGAAGGAGGUGCUUCGUGAGCUGGAUGAGUCCAAGCUGGCCCGUGACGAGGUGGUCGUCCAAUCAAAAGACACAGAGAAGCGCUUGCAGACCUUGGAGGCGGAGUUAUUGCAGUUUACAGAGGAUUUAUCAGUGUCUGAGAAGAUGAGGAGACAGGCUCAGCAGGAGAGAGAUGAGAUGGCUGAUGAGAUUGUCAACAGCUCUACCGGGAAGUCGGCUCUGUGUGAUGAGAAGCGGAGGUUGGAGGCGCGAGUCACUCAGCUGGAGGAGGAGUUGGAGGAGGAGCAAAGCAAUGCUGAACUAGUGGCCGAGAGACACAGGAAGACUACACUUCAGGUGGAGACUCUGACGGUGCAGCUGCAGGGAGAGAGGACCCUGGGCCAGAAGGCUGAGGGGGCCAGGGAGGCUCUGGAGAGGCAUAACAAGGAGCUGAAGCUGAAGCUGGGGGAGAUGGAGGGAGCUGUCAGGGGAAAACACAGGCUCAGUGUCGCCGCCCUGGAGGCCAAGAUGGACGGCAUGGAGGAGCAGCUGGAGCAGGAGAGACAAGAGCGAGCGAUAGCCAACAAGCUGGUGAGGAAGACAGAGAAAAAAUUGAAGGAGGUGAUGAUGCAGGCAGAGGACGAGAGGAGACACGCAGACCAGUACAGAGAACAGUUGGAUAAGUCUAUGGGCCGGCUGAGGCAGCUGAAGAGGCAGCUCGAGGAGGUGGAGGAGGAUAACUCUCGUUCCAACGCCCAGAGACGUAAACUGCAGAGAGAGAUGGAGGAGCUGACUGACAGCUCCCAGAGCAUGACCCGCGAGAUCACCGCUCUACGCAGCCACCUCAGUCUGCCUCACACUCCACUCCAUCCACUCAGCAUCACCACAUCUGAACGGAAACCAGAGAAGCGUGCUCCGAUGCCCCUUGGGAUGCGCUCAGGUCGCAGGGCGUUGGUGGAUGAUCUGUCGUGUGAGAACUCUGACUCGGAGGAGCCCCCCCCCUCCCCGACUCCUUCUUCUGGUACUGGCCCCGGAACUGGCCCCGGCACCCCCACACCCCCCUCUGAAAACAACAGUCUGGGCCCCCCCCCACCAUACAGCCUCAACGACACUGAGUAACACACACACAAACACACACGCAUACAUACAGAUACAUACUCACACAGACGCAUUGGCCUGCAUACAUGUAUAUGUACACAUAGGCCUGCAUACAUGUAUAUGUACACAUAGACCUGCAUACAUGUAUAUGUACACAUAGGCCUGCAUACAUGUAUAUGUACAUACAAAUACACCCUCACAUAGACUGACCUACUGAUCCUGCACUUCUUUAAACUCUUUCCUCUGCAGUCCAAACUAGAACAGGGAGCAAACACACUCACACACACUCUCUCUCUCUCACACACACACACACACACACAAUUUAAGGGGGGAAGAGGAUUUGUUGAUGAUUCGUGAGCAAGAAUAUGGACUGUAAUCUCACUGGGGGAAACUUCAUCUCCCAGACAUCUGAGGGAAAGUGAAUUAUAUCAGCAUAGCCAUGUUCUAUUAUUAUGAUACUGUAUUAUGCUUCAAAUGGCAGAAAUAAGAUGGCUACUGGCCACUCAAUGUAAGGCCAUGUUUAACCCUUUGAGGAACUCUGACAAUAUUCCACUUGUGUUUAGCAUUCUAGUUGAGGACAUCGCAAAGGGCUGCUAAUUGUUCUAGAAUGCUGUAGAAUCCUGGAAUAAAAUGUUCCACUCCUCAAAGGGUUAAUGACAAUCUGCAUGUUUGGGAAGACAUUUUGCAAGACUAGAGAAACACACACACACACAUGCACACACACACACACACACACACACACACACACACACACACACACACACACACACACACACAGGGGACUGAUUCAUGUUUCUAUGUAUGUAGUCCCUCUGUCAGUGUGUGUCUUGGAAAAGGUAAUCGCUCAUUGACUGCUAGUGUGAAAGACAGCUGAUAUGCUCUUCUGUCUUUUAACAAGCCUGGGAGAAGCUCCCAUGAGUUGUUCAUCUUUCUCUCUCUCACUUCAAUUUCAAUUUAAGGCCAAGUUGUUAUUUUAAAAUGUAUUUUAGAAAACAAACACAGAAUGUCUGUGAAGUAUUUUAGGAUAUAUUACUAAUUUGUUUGUAGUUUGAAUUAGGUCAUUUAUGGGGGAAAUAUCAAUCAGGGAAGAGGGUUAAUAAGUGAGAGAGAAAUGAAAAAUGAAAAUCAACCUUGCUGUUGUAUGCACAACGAAGAAUGAAGCCAGCGUCAAGUUUCUAUAGAAAAAGACUGAUGAUAUUUCACUCCAUCAUCACACAUACUGGUGAAACUGGCUAGGGCAUAAACACCGGCAUCAUCGUAGACCUUAUCAAUCCAUCUUAUGAUUGUCAUAAGAUGAUGAAAUGUUUCUAUCUUUUGUCAUGAGAAGCGAUGACAACCAAACAUGUUGUUGCAGUUGCAUCAAACACUAUUGCAAAACAAACCAUGCAGUCUGUCUUCAGGUGCUGUGCUCUGAUCUGGGUUAUCUAGACAUUCAUUGACUUUUUUGGAUUGAGACAGAUAGGUAGUUACUGUAGUUAGGCCAAUGGAUUGCAUAGGUAGGUAUACAGUAGGUAGAUAGAUACUGUAGGUAGAUAUACAGUAAGUAGAUAGUUUCUUUAAGUCUUUAACAUAUCGCUUCUUAUAAAUACAGGCAGUUGAAUCUAUGUCAUUUAUAUCAGUCUGAAUAUGAGCAAAAUCCUCCCAUUAUUUAUUGCCGCUGGUUGUUUUUUGUAUUGUUUCCAGUCUGUUCAGACAUAUCAUUGGUAGAUGACAUACUGGUAUGGUGUCACUGGCACUGAUGGAAAGGAAGGCAGGGCCUCACACAUACUGCAACCAUGGCAAUAGAGAGAGGUUAAGAACAGAAUCACAAUUACUAGGUAGAUUGUGGUUAACAACAUCUGUCUAUCUAUGUAGACUUGUGUUGUUGAAUAAUUCCUGGAUGGGGUAUUGGUUGUUCUAUUUGACAGUGUAUCAGGAUGUUAGGGAAGUUUGUAGGUCUUGGUUAGUAGGGAAUGCACUGGAAAUAUAUUGGACAGAGAGAUGACAGACAUUUAAGACAGUAACCAACACUACAUCAGAACUCACCUGUGGAGCAGGACACUGGAAUCUCUUACACAGAACAGGAACAUGUGAAAGUUGAAGACGUAAUGUUGGUGUUUUAAGACUGCUAGUCAUUCUCAACAUAUCAUAAGCAUCCAUAUCUUUUGUGUUUAUCAAACAGACAUAUUGUACAUUGUAAUAUUGUUUUUUUUUAUUCAUUCAUUGUGUAAUAUAUUUAUGGAACAAAGCUUUUGUGUUUAACCAAAUGGUGGGCGUAUGGAUGAGAAAAGGGACUUAUUGUAUACGUAGUAGAAUAGAAUAGAUUCAAGUAGAGUAGUAUGGCGGAGACGGGUGUUGGAGGAAUUUCCACUGUCAUCCAUAGAAUUACCCUCUGGAAUAACAGACCAAAGUGGAGGACUUUUUCCAGCAACUUCCGUUGAGUUCAUUGUCUUCAGAUCUGUCGUAUGAAGCACCAAGAAAACCCUGUUUCUACCCGGAAUUUCUGUAUAGAUCAUUCUAGAACAGUAACGCUCUAGGCUUCCCUCCCCUUGUAUCAUAAUAGUGUUUUUGCGGAAGUCAUAAGGGGUCGAAUCUUCCAAAGUGUUGUCUUUUCUUUAAAGUGACAGACAGGGAGAUUUCUAGCCAGUUAGAAGAUAUGGUUUUAGAGGAUACAUGCCCCGCCCCCUUUAAUCUCCAACAACAUUCACCAUUCAUUCAAGUUUAACAAGUGCAAAACCUUUUGUUAGUGUAUAUUGUUUAUAUUUGAACUCCUCUCAGCCCCAGAACCUCUCUGCCUGACACAGCAGAAGUCUGUACAGAGAAUAAAUAUCCUGUCCACAUACUGUUCUUACAGACACACGACACCUUGACAUAGGGACGUUUCGCUGCUCAGUCUAGUUAAACACUAUGUAUUUGCAUGGCGGUGCAUUCCAUUGAUUAUAGCAUUGGCCGCAUAGUCUCCCGGUUGUCUGCUCUUGUACAAGGAAGAGUAUUUAUCUCCCUCCACAUAAGACUAGGACAUUCCCAUUGAAAAGCAUGCAGGGUUGAACAACUAAAAGGUUGUUUAAAGAGCAAAGUUACAGUUCCCCAUCAUUAUCUCAUGUCAAGCUUGACACAGUGGAGAGCAAAGUUACAGUUCCCCAUCAUUAUCUCAUGUCAAGCUUGACACAGUGGAGAGCAAAGUUACAGUUCCCCAUCAUUAUCUCAUGUCAAGCUUGACGCAGUGGAGAGCAAAGUUACAGUUCCCCAUCAUUAUCUCAUGUCAAGCUUGACACAGUGGAGAGCAAAGUUACAGUUCCCCAUCAUUAUCUCAUGUCAAGCUUGACACAGUGGAGAGCAAAGUUACAGUUCCCCAUCAUUAUCUCAUGUCAAGCUUGACGCAGUGGAGAGCAAAGUUAGAGUUCCCCAUCAUUAUCUCAUGUCAAGCUUGACACAGUGGAGAGCAAAGCCAAGAUCCCUUUGGAUCAUUUUCAUGACAGUACUAUAGAAACAGUCAGAUCUUCAGAACUAGCAGCCUAAUGAGGACAUGGGAUCUUUGAAUUAACAAUGAGUUCUAUUAGUAUUUUGAUUACAGAAAAAAUGACGACAUGUAUUUGGUCUUUUUUUUCUUCCUCUUCAUGUGAUUUAUUUGGCAAAAUGUACUUUUUUUGUAAGUUACUGUAAAUGCUGCACUUUACAUAUGCACCAAUAGAGGGCAGACUCCGGCAGUAUCAGUGGCUGGCAUUGGUUCACAGUCAGUCCCAUCUCUCUGGAGAUGAUGCAGAUUUUAUAUGUAAAUCUAACUGAUUUGUCAAAGAUCUGAGCAGAUGUUUUAAAUGUUAUUUGGAUGCAAACUGUCACUUUAAAGUUGUGAAAAUUAAGAUCACUACAUUUUAAACUAUCUAGGUUUGGUCUUCAGGGGAAGUAGUAGGAAGGUUGGUUUGAGGUUAAAGGUUAAAGGCUGACCCCUGGAAUGAAGUGUCUGUGCCGCUGUAGAGAGACCAGUGCUUUUUCAAAGGUGUUAUAAUUAUUAUAUUAUUUUGUUUUCUUUCUUUUAUGGCUUCUGUGGAAAUUGAUCAUUUUGGAAAUGUGUUGUUUAUUAUCAUUUUUUGUUGAUGAUGCUGUAAUUAUAAAACUUAUCUGACUGGGGUGAACUUUAAUAUAUGUUGUUGGUUUUGA
Molecule: messenger RNA, 10523 nt
Organism: Oncorhynchus kisutch (coho salmon)
Lineage: Eukaryota; Metazoa; Chordata; Actinopteri; Salmoniformes; Salmonidae
Gene: myh14
Product: myosin, heavy chain 14, non-muscle
Exons: 43
Coding region: 201-6407 (2068 amino acids)
Biological process (GO): mitotic cytokinesis; actomyosin structure organization; regulation of cell shape
Cellular component (GO): myosin II complex; cytoplasm; myosin filament
Molecular function (GO): actin filament binding; microfilament motor activity; ATP binding
Source: RefSeq, a predicted model, not a curated record